This is a messenger RNA of Hippoglossus stenolepis (Pacific halibut), 1201 nucleotides long. RefSeq names its product calcyclin-binding protein-like. NCBI's taxonomy places the organism in Eukaryota, Metazoa, Chordata, Actinopteri, Pleuronectiformes, Pleuronectidae. The record is from RefSeq and is a predicted model, not a curated record. Gene Ontology annotation, biological process: heart development. The coding region runs from base 2 to 247 and encodes 81 amino acids. The transcript has 2 exons. Gene Ontology annotation, cellular component: nucleus.
CAUGGUCCUGGUCAUGUGCAAGAAGCAGACAACAAAGAAGUGGGGGUGCCUAACGAAGGCGGAACUGCAGACUAAAGAGAAAGAAAAACCCACUACGGAGGAGACUGCAGACCCCAGCGACGGCCUGAUGAGCAUGCUGAAGAAGAUAUACUCCGACGGAGAUGACGAGAUGAAGAGAACCAUCAACAAAGCCUGGUCAGAGUCCCAGGAGAAGAAGAGCCGAGGAGAAGACGCGCUGGACCUGUAAACUGCACCCACUUCUAUUCCGCAAGCGAAAAUAAGUGAGAUCUUCCAAGGCUGCAGCAGACAUGAAUUGAAUAUCAAACGGUAUAACCGACGUCCCAGUAUAUAAAUCACACUUUCACAAUAUGUAGAAUUUAGGUAUACAGCUCAUAAAUAAGGAGACAUGAGUAAUUUUUAAUCCCUGGAUGGCCUCAGCUUUGAAAACCAGGCUGCUAAUAGUCAUAAAUCAUAAAGCUGUUAAUAAAUAUAAUCACACAAUUGUGUACAAACACAAAAGUGCUGAUCAUGAGGCAGAAGCCUAAACACAACAAGAAUUCACACCGAUUCAUCAUGUCUUUUCUACCAUAAUGCAGCCAUUUUCUUCCCAAGAUGAAUAUCUUGUAAGUUGUACAUGAUUUCAACUGGACCAGGGAAAUGGAAAAAUUGUUGACUUGUUCUGUUAAGUCACUUGUUGAUCGUCCUGUGCUGAUUCGUUGUAGCUAAACUGAUGUAUAGGAUGUUUUCUCGUGAACAUUUGCUUAAGUCACCCUCGCAUUCCUUAAAUGAAGACGACCAGAGGACAUAUCAGUCUUCAGAUCAGCCUUUUGAUUUUUUUUUGUCAUUCUAUAAAUGGACCAUGAUGAUAGUUGCAAAGACUGUAGCGAUCAUACAGCCCAGUGUAAUAAUCUACAUUACUGCAUGGGUGUGUAUAAAGUGUAAUGUGCUUUACUCGUGUUAAACUGUGUAAAACCCAAACAUUCAUUUCAAUUCUUUCAUGUAACGUAGUGAUUUUCCUACUAUGAUUUCCAUGGUUCAACUUUUUUGCAUCAUGAUUUGUCUCCACUGUUUGUGAAUAUGUACAAAUUGACUUUUUAACUAAGUUGAUAUUUUGCUUUGGUUGUUCAUGUCAGUCUUAUGUGUAUUGUUGCCCGCCCUCAGGUUGUUCAUGCAGUUCAGACAAAUAUAACUUUUGAACUGA